CCUGGGCUGGGGCGCGCAGCUGGAAAUAGGGCGGGCUGAGCGCGCAGAGCCGGGGAGCAGCUGGCUGGGGGCGCCUGCUGCCUUCCAUAAAGUGAAUGGCCACAGUGAAUGGGAAUCAGUCGACAGGAAUCCUCCUCCUCCUCGCCUCUCUCCAUGAGUCACAGGCUAACAGAGCGCAGAGUGCCCAGCAGCAAGCCAGGGGGACUUACCAUCUGACAGGCGCGGAGGAGCCCGGGCGCUGGGGCGGGGGCAAAUUGCCCUCCUUUGCCCAGGAUUAAGGCCACACGACAGCACCAGCAUCUGGAACCGCUAUCUCUCCUCCUCCCCCACCACCGACUCCUGCCAGAUGGAUUUCAACCUGCUGACAGACUCAGAAGCUCGCAGCCCUGCUCUGUCCCUCUCGGAUUCUGGGACCCCUCAACACGAACACAGCUGCAAGGGGCAGGACCAUAGUGACACAGAGAAGUCCCAGCAGAACCAGACUGAUGACUCCAACCCCGAGGAUGGCUCUCUGAAGAAGAAGCAACGGAGGCAGCGGACUCACUUUACCAGCCAGCAGCUCCAGGAACUGGAAGCCACCUUCCAGAGGAACCGCUACCCAGACAUGAGCACCAGGGAGGAGAUAGCAGUCUGGACCAACCUGACGGAGGCACGAGUCCGGGUAUGGUUUAAGAACCGCAGAGCCAAGUGGAGGAAACGAGAAAGGAACCAGCAGGCAGAGCUUUGUAAGAACAGUUUUGGAGCUCAGUUCAAUGGACUGAUGCAGCCUUAUGAUGACAUGUAUUCCAGCUAUUCGUAUAACAACUGGGCUACCAAAGGGCUUGCUACCAGCCCCCUGUCAGCCAAGAGCUUCCCCUUCUUCAACUCCAUGAAUGUCAGCCCCCUCUCCUCCCAGCCCAUGUUCUCCCCUCCCAGUUCCAUUGCUUCCAUGACCAUGCCUUCCUCCAUGGUCCCCUCAGCAGUGACUGGCGUGCCAGGAUCCAGCCUCAACAACCUGGGAAACAUCAACAACCUCAACAGCCCAAGCCUCAACUCUGCCGUUUCAUCCAGUGCCUGCCCUUAUGCCUCCACUGCCAGCCCCUACAUGUACAGGGACACGUGCAACUCUAGCCUGGCCAGCUUGAGGCUGAAGGCCAAGCAGCACGCCAACUUUACCUACCCGGCGGUUCAGACGGCAGCUUCCAACCUGAGCCCCUGCCAAUAUGCUGUAGACAGGCCUGUAUGAAGGGCCACCUUCCACCAACCAGGGACUCGACCUUAGCCUGACGAAAGGAGACCUUUAGCCCUACAACAGCGUACGCCCUGCAGGAGAGAGAAAGACAGAUGGACCUUUGUGAAGACUUGUCUAACUAUCGUAUGGUGAAUUUUGACUGUCUUUUUUUUUUUUUUUUUUUUGGUAAAGCAACCGAAACUGCUCAUUGGAAGACCCACUGGGAAACAGGAACCUGUGACAUUCAGUUUGACUGGCUCCUGGGCAGCAGAAUUGAGCAUAUGUCAAUCUGUCCCUUCCCCCCUCCCCUUGGUGUGAUAGCUGUCCUUGCUCCUCCCUGGCACAAAAGCCCUGUUUAAAGCAUAGGCAGCCAGGUGGCACAGCUGUAGAAAGCUGCCAGGGACCCAGGCAAAGUGGCGCAGCUUCUCAAUGCUUGGCUGAGAACACAGAUACACCCACAGGUGUGAGCGGUCAGAUUUCAUUUUGAGGCAUCUCACUCAUUUAUUUAUCAUAUGGCCAGUCUCACCAGCCACCAGUCAGGAAAGUACUGUUUCAGCCAGCAAUACAUUUUUAUACUGAAGAUAUAUGCAUGGCCAGGUAAUUGAACCCCCUAGGGAUCAGGAGUUGUACGGAUGUAGGAUGUGUGUGUGUGUGUGUGUUAAUAACACACACAUAUACACACACAAAUAAAUAUAUAUAUAACACACCUUUUUGUUUUGUACAUGGGAUAAUCCAUGAAGUAGACCUUACAGAUGAAAAGCCAAGCAUGUCCACCACGGUGGAGCAUUCAGCCUGUCCGCUUUACUGCUUAAGUAAUUUCCACUCGGGUAGGAAUUCCUUUGCCAAUGUACAUCCAAAGAAUCCCUUUUUUUUCCCUUUUGCAACAAAUUACCCUCUUUUGUGCACCCGGCUCUCCGCCCCCAAAUUCCAUUUUCAACAAUAAAAUGAAAGUUGGAGCAGUCCUGUUGGAGGUUUCCAUCUGUCUGGUUAUUGCACGCACAAGAUGAGAACGUGGGGAAAAGAAAGACUAGCAACUGUAUCUAAAGGGUCCAAAUCAAACCCACAUUGUGAAAGAGGAGAGUCUGCAAGGGGGCUACUGUUUAUGAGACGCCAGUUCUUGGUGAGGGCCCAGUAACAGAAGGGGAAGAGUCAUCUAAGCAAAGUCAAGGGAUGGGGGCCCCCACAUGUGACUGAGCCAUCCUCCUCCUACAUGUUUGCAAUUCAAAUGCUCUGGAAUGCUUUCGAGAACACAGUGCCAGUGGCCUAGCUCCCAGGAGCCCUUGCAGAACUGUCCAUUUCCAUGGUUCUCUCCUCACUCACCCUGGGAGGGGGCAUUAAGGAGAAACUACACCAAGCCUUCCCCUAUGAACUAAUGGAAGCCCCUUCCUGGGGGUCCCUGCAGGGUUUCAGGUCCAUGGUGCUAUAGACUGGGUGGACUGGUAGGGAACCAGACCUGGGCUCUUCUGGAUUCCCCCUCCUCCACCCACACCCAAUUCUUAAUAGAGGCAGAGCCUUCAUGAACUUACAUUGCCUUGCCCGGCUACUCUGGGGGAUGUGCCCUUUGAGGACAGCUGCCAUAGCGGGAGCAGCUAGAGGCGUGGCACCUAUGCACUGUGCUGUGCAGAGUCUAGGAGGAGCUGGUGAGGCCUGGCACCACAGCAGAAGCAGGUUGGUUGUACAGAUCACUCUUGCUUCCACUGGGUCAUAAGGAAUCUGCACAUGUGCCUUUCCCAAUGGAUAAGCAUGAAGCUGUUUAAAAAUUGACAAAUGAGGUGCCCCCUGCCCUUUGAUGCUGUCGUCU
Molecule: messenger RNA, 3011 nt
Organism: Gopherus flavomarginatus (Mexican gopher tortoise)
Lineage: Eukaryota; Metazoa; Chordata; Testudines; Testudinidae
Gene: PITX3
Product: paired like homeodomain 3
Exons: 4
Coding region: 347-1225 (292 amino acids)
Biological process (GO): regulation of transcription by RNA polymerase II; anatomical structure morphogenesis
Cellular component (GO): nucleus
Molecular function (GO): DNA-binding transcription factor activity, RNA polymerase II-specific; RNA polymerase II cis-regulatory region sequence-specific DNA binding
Source: RefSeq, a predicted model, not a curated record